Raphanus sativus (radish) is the source of this 1654-nucleotide messenger RNA. RefSeq names its product organic cation/carnitine transporter 5-like. Gene Ontology annotation, biological process: transmembrane transport. Gene Ontology annotation, cellular component: membrane. Gene Ontology annotation, molecular function: transmembrane transporter activity. Bases 47 to 1615 code for a protein of 522 amino acids. The transcript has a single exon. The record is from RefSeq and is a predicted model, not a curated record. Lineage: Eukaryota; Viridiplantae; Streptophyta; Magnoliopsida; Brassicales; Brassicaceae.
GAUAGUCACCGCCUCUCAGAGAAAAAGUCAGCUGAAGGAAGCAACAAUGGCGGAUUCAUCAGCACCAUUGUUGACCCACCUUGAAGAUGACGAAGAAGAAAAUACUUCUCAGCCUUUGAACUUCGACAAGAUCUUCGAACAAAGCCUGUCUGGUUUCGGCUUGUCACAGUUUCUACAAGCGAUCCUUGUCGGGAUUGCUUUAACCUUCGAUUCACAACAGAUAUUCAUCACUGUCUUCACCGAUGCAUAUCCCACGUGGCACUGUGUUGACCACACUGUGUGCACUCCGGCAACCACCGACGUCUGUAAACUCCCUCGGUCAGUUUGGGAGUGGGACGACGGGUUCAAGGGUAAAUCCGUCAUUUCAGAAUUCGAUCUCGAGUGCUCGAGCUCCUUCCUCAGAGGUCUCCCUACGUCUGCUUUCUACAUUGGUUCUAUCGUUGGAGGCGUUUUCAUGGCUAUGAUUCCAGACGGUUUCUUGGGGAGGAAGCAACUACUUUUCUACACAACCCUAGCAAUGUCACUCACUGGGAUCUCGAUUUUCCUCUCCACCAGCAUAUGGAGCUACGCUUUGUUAAAGUUCGCCAUCGGAGUCGCGCGUUCUCAGACCGGGACGUACGCGUUUAAUCUCAUAGGUGAGCGAGUCUCUACAGAAUGGAGACCGAGAGCUACUAUGAUACCAUUCACUCUGUCUGUGUUAGGGUUCAUGUCUCUCUCCGGAAUCUCCUUCCUUGUUAGACACGCUUCUUGGAGAGCUAUCUAUCUCUGCACAUCCGUUCCAGCAGCCAUCCACAGUAUUUGCAUAUACUUCUUCGCCUUAGAGUCUCCUCGUUGGCUUCGUGUGCAAGGAAACUACGCAGAAGCUUUUGAAGUGCUUAAAAGAAUCUCACCUGGAAAGAGAGGUUACUUGGAGUCAGUAUCUUCUCGGCUACCUUCAAAAGAAACCCUAGAACAAUCUCCAAGCAGCUCAAUCAUGGACUUGUUCGUAAGAAGAUGGGCUUUUCGAAGAACCGUAGUUGUCAUGAUCAUCAUGUUCGGGUUAGGAAUGAUGUAUUACGGAGUUCCAUUAGCGGUUAGAGACAUAAAGGUUAACAUGUAUUUAAGCGAAGCCCUUAACGCAAUGGUGGAGUUACCUACCUUUGUUAUCACACCGAUUUUGCUAGAGAAGUUCAACAGAAGAAGCUCUGUGCUUGUCAACUGCUUGGUCGGAGGAGCAUUAGGAGUGUUCUGUUUCGUCCUGACACUUUUAGGGCGAACAAACAUGGCUUUUGUCUUUGAGCUUUGUUCUUUCUUCUGCGCUAGGAUCGGGUUUAACCUGAUGGCGGUUUAUAUGAUAGAGAUGUUUCCAACGUGCGUGAGGAAUUUCGCGACGACGAUGCUUAGACUAGCGGUUGUAGUUGGAGGAGCUUGUUGUCCGAUCAUUGCUUCGGUUGGAAGAAAUGUUCCGUCCAUCUCUUUUGCGGUUUUUGGGUUUGUUGUGUCGGGUCUAGGGUUUUUUGUUUUGCUUCUACCUGAGACUAGAGGUUCAAGUCUUUGUGAUACAAUGGAUGAACAAGAGCAGAGUGACCAGUGCCGGUCCGGAGUUUCUUCGCGCCUAAAGCGCAUUAAAAUAUAAUGCCCCUUAGCAACAAUAAUAUUUAAAUAUCAUUAACAU